CGUCAUCUCGCUCCACCCACCCGUGCCCAGGUCUCCAGUCGAGCUGGCUAGUUCUUCCUGUCCUCAACUUCCGUCCUCUCAGCUCCCACAGAGUAGCCCAACCUGCCGAAGCUGAGCCUGCGGGGCUCUUCCUGGCCUCAAUUCAGCCUCUGUCCCUCACCCCAGUGAGAGGGGACCUAGGUGCAACUCUUUUAAGAGCUGAGAGUUGAGGCCAUUUAACCAAUAAACAGUGACCUCUGCACCUGCAAACACCUUCACUCCAUGCUGAAUCGAGAUGACUGGAAAAGACGAUGAUUAUAAUUUUGUCUUCAAAGUGGUGCUGAUCGGCGAGUCAGGCGUGGGCAAGACCAAUCUGCUGUCCCGGUUCACCCGCAAUGAGUUCAGCCACGACAGCCGCACCACCAUCGGGGUUGAGUUCUCCACCCGGACUGUAAUGCUGGGCACCGCAGCUGUCAAGGCACAGAUCUGGGACACAGCUGGCCUGGAGCGAUACCGAGCCAUCACCUCUGCGUACUACCGCGGAGCUGUGGGGGCGCUCCUGGUAUUUGACCUAACGAAGCACCAGACCUAUGCUGUUGUGGAGCGCUGGCUAAAGGAGCUCUAUGACCACGCUGAAGCCACUAUUGUUGUCAUGCUGGUGGGGAACAAAAGUGACCUGAGCCAGGCCAGGGAGGUGCCCACGGAGGAGGCCUGCAUGUUUGCUGAAAACAACGGUCUGCUGUUCCUGGAGACCUCAGCACUGGACUCCACCAAUGUGGAGCUGGCCUUUGAGACUGUCCUCAAAGAGAUCUUUGCAAAGGUGUCCAAGCAGAGACAGAACAGCACCCGGGCCAAUGCCAUCACCCUGGGCAAUCCCCAAACUGAACAGGAUUCUGGCUCUGGGGAGAAGAAGGCUUGCUGCAUCAGCCUCUGAAUUUGGUCAUGGUCAACCCAGAGUCACUGCCUUCAUUCAGCCUUCGGGCUUCUCCCACCCAAUUGCAGGACUUCUCUCCCCCACUUCACAAGCACCAAGGUCCUCACGCCCUACCACAUCUCUAUCAUCUGCCCACACCCCUCACAGGCUA
Arvicola amphibius (Eurasian water vole) is the source of this 1064-nucleotide messenger RNA. It is a transcript of the gene Rab25, whose product is annotated as RAB25, member RAS oncogene family. NCBI's taxonomy places the organism in Eukaryota, Metazoa, Chordata, Mammalia, Rodentia, Cricetidae. Gene Ontology annotation, biological process: exocytosis. Gene Ontology annotation, molecular function: GTP binding; GTPase activity. The transcript is spliced from 5 exons. Gene Ontology annotation, cellular component: recycling endosome. The record is from RefSeq and is a predicted model, not a curated record. Bases 275 to 913 code for a protein of 212 amino acids.